Molecule: messenger RNA, 1156 nt
Organism: Pocillopora damicornis (cauliflower coral)
Lineage: Eukaryota; Metazoa; Cnidaria; Anthozoa; Scleractinia; Pocilloporidae
Product: protein Wnt-8b
Biological process (GO): multicellular organism development; canonical Wnt signaling pathway; neuron differentiation
Cellular component (GO): extracellular region
Molecular function (GO): frizzled binding; cytokine activity
Source: RefSeq, a predicted model, not a curated record
UAAUCUCUUCCUGUUAUUUUCACGGGUUGCUACUUAAAUGAGUGCUCUGUCGACUCUACAAACUUUGUGUGCUAGACGUCCGAAGAAGCAGAGCUCUCGGGAACUGUGUCUGCAGCCGGACUGCAAGGCCAAUCAAAACACUGACAACCUAUAUUGCUGAAAUUAUUUUAUAACAAUUUGUGCUCGACUGAACUUCGAGAUGUCAGAGAUGAGUUUAUCGAUGAUAUUCCCAGCAAUCAUAUUCACACUGGCUUUCUUACUUAUGGUCACAAGCACAGAAAGCAAAAGAGCUGACUCAGGAUCAACCAUCGCUAAUUCCAUAAAGGAUGCUUCCAUCAAAAAGAACAUCAUGAGAGCCGGAGUCAACAGGGGUCUGAAGGAAUGCCGACGGCUUUUUAAGGACGAGGUCUGGGACUGUAGCUUUUAUAACGAAAGCGUGACUGGAGAAUUACCUGACUUUAUUCUUACAACUCUGCCUUACGCCAAUAAGGAGACGGCGUUUUUACAUGCGAUCACCACCGCUGGCAUCCUUCAAGAAAUCCUUUCCAAGUGCGAUGCAAACAAAAUUACCGAAUGUAGUUGCAACAAAAAAAGACGGCAAUCGCGUGGAUGCAGCGAAAAACUGUUGUUUGCCGAGAAGAUGACGCUGAGUCUCCUAGCAACUGAACGACAAGGGAACGACGAACGAAGAACAAUCGACAAAGACAAUAAAAAAGUGGGAAUACAGGUUUUCAAGAUGAAUUAUAAUCGUAAUUGUCUUGGCAGAGUGACUAGAAAUUGUUACAAUUUUCAAGACGUCGCAAAUGAACUCAAAAAUAAAUAUCAUUCUGCCAUCAACAAGACCAACAAGGCACAGCAGCUCGAUAUUGGAGGGGUUUUCCAACGAAAUAAUAUGCAAGAACUCACUUAUUGGGAUCCGUCGCCUGAUUACUGCGUACACGACGUGACCACUGGCUCACCAGGCUUGAAAGGAAGAGUCUGCGGAAAUGAUGGCACAAAAACACGCCAAUGCAGAUUGCUUUGUAAAAAAUGUGGCCUGAAACUCCGGAGAGAGCAGCGAAUGAGUCCUGACAACUGCAGAGAUUGUCCAGAAAAAUAUACAGUAGCAGUCUGCAUGGAGAAGAAAACAGUCCACCCAUUCAAAAGUUUAAAUUGA